UGUUCAAAUGGAACUUCUAGACUGCAUGAGGGAAAUUGUUGCUUUUUUCUUUUUAAUCCAGUGGACAACUUCAGACAGCAGUUCUCUCGGUAUAGUUGCCACAUGUUACAAAGAUGAGCAUGAAAUACCCAAUGAAUGGUUUGAAAACCAUAAAUCUAACCCUUCACCCUUACAUGAGCUGACUGCGGAGCUGAGUGAAUCUCAAACCUCUCUCAUUAUAAGAUGGUCCAUUAAUAUUGAUAGCAGCAUUCGCAGUGUUAUUGGCACAUGGAUAACACUUUCUAGAGAGUCUGACUCACAUUACAGAUGUCAGUACCAGCCUCCAUUUACCUCCGAGCGAAUCAACCUCACUGGUCAAGAACAGUUAUGGUUCAGUUUCACUGUGCCAAAUGUAUCUGUUUGUCCUUCAACCAGUUAUUACAUAUCUGCCUAUAAUAUUCCAACACCGUCUGAUGGAGCGAAUGAAGAAUAUGAAAAGAAGACCCGAACAGCUGAAGUUCAGUGGAAUGCUGACAUUUAUUCAGUGCUUCAUGGAGAUAAAAUAGUGGUGAGGUUCAAUACGAGCCUCGUGGCGGACAGACACACCAUCGUACUGACAAACAGCACACAUCUACUGCUAAAACCUGUUGGAGGGAAAGGGGAAUGCAAAGUAGAAAAAUGUGAAGUGGAACUAGAAUACAUGGAAUACAUGGGUCCCUGUGAAGACCUUAAGAUAUGGAUAAAGCCUCACUUUAAAGACUGUCAGAAAGCAAGUGAAUCGGAGGCUCAAAAAGUGAACUGUCCGAACAGAUCUGCUUUGGACAUUGGUGUUGGAUGUGUGCUGGCGCUUCUCUUCGUGCUUCUCUGUUGCUGCAUCAUGUGUCAAAGCUUCCGCUGGGUUCGUGGCUCGAGGCGCGCUGCGUCCGUGCGCGUGCUGCUCGUGUACCCUGCAGUAGACAGUGUGUUCCAGCGCUCUGUGAUGCUCCUGGCUGACAGUCUGCAGAGUCGUGGUGGAGUAUGCGUCGUCAUCGACAUGUGGGAGAGAGGAAGCCUAGCAGAACAAGGGCCGCUCCGCUGGCUCAACACACAGGCCGAUCUCUCCGAGAGAGUGCUCCUCAUCUCACCACCUCAACACUCACACACCGACGAACUUAAAUCCAAACUAGUUCCUGGCAUGCCAGAUGACACAGUUUCAGCUUCUGCCAGCAAUCUUUUUGCCCUGGCCCUCAACCUCGUUACCAGUGCUGCCCAUGACCCACACGGCCGGGACAAGUUCUGGGUCAUCAACCUGGAGCAUGAUGAGAAGAGCGUGCAGACCGAGCUCAGAGGCUGCAGGACGUUCGUUCUGCCGAGAGACUUGAAGAAGCUCCAUCGGCAGCUGUUGAGUGGAGAGGUCCAGAGCCCAGCGCUGCUGGGGUGCUUCUACUGCAAAAACACCCUGGAGCAGCUGGAAGAAAAUACAGACUUCCCGUCUUGUGCAAAGUCUGUCAGCCUGGCUUAAUCCUACAAACAGGGCAAAAAUCCUUAUCUCUCGUCCUAUUAAGUGACUUUGUGUUUAUUUUCUAUUGCGUUUAUCCUAAAAGAUAUGGAGCCAGACCUGCUCCUGAGCUGUUCUCCUUCCUUCAGGCUUCAGUUUCAACUCUGCUUCAACACACCUGCCUGUUAUUUUCAUUCAUUAUGCAGAUCAGCAUCAGAAUCAUGAAAUCUGCCCUUAUCUGUACUCUGAGCUGGUUUGUCUGGUUUGCAGUGACCUUGUUUAGUGUGAUGCGUGGACUCUGACCACUUCAACAUUCAUAUGAUCUCCUGCACAUGUAACUGAACUGAAGGCAUAACUGAUCCAGCUCUUCGUGGUUUAAUAAAAGAAAGCUUUUCAUUUCUUCAGCUGUGCCUAUGGAAGCAUUCUUAUGCUGGAAUAGAGGAUCCUAAUGAAGGUCUGCUAACUUGUGUAAAACAUCACAUACACUGCACAAUGUAGGCUAAAGUUCAGGCUGCUAACCUCAACACCUCUGCUUUGAGCAAACACUGACUGUUUGUGUCACAAAUAAACAGCUGAACUCAACCCGGUUCUGGAUUCAUUUACACAUCUGACUUGCAUUCCUUCUGAAGCGACUUACUCCGGGUCAGUGUUGGAGAUAGUAACUUUUGCAUUACAUUAUUGUGUUACUCCCUAAAAAGUAACUAAUUGUGUUACUUAGUCACAUUUUACAGAAAAUGCAUUAUGUUAUUUCUGCGUUACUUUGUCUAAUCUGGGAUGGGCUUGCUUGUUAAGUUUUUAAUAUUAAAAAGUUGUAUUUUUGACAAAUGUAAAAGUCAUUUUUGCUUAUUAGUAUGGUUGAAUUGGAUCAUCGAAGGUGGAAUGAGCUGCCGACCUCCUGAACUGCUGAGAGCAUCAUAACGUUCAAGCAGCAGCUGAAGACACAGCAUUUCUUCAAGCACUUAACCACUCCAACUGCCUUAAAGCAAUGCCCUAUACACACACACAAAUAUCCUAAUAAUCUCUGAAUCACUCCGCUGCUCUAGCCUUGGUACUAAUCUAGCCAUCUAAUAAA
Molecule: messenger RNA, 2528 nt
Organism: Sinocyclocheilus anshuiensis
Lineage: Eukaryota; Metazoa; Chordata; Actinopteri; Cypriniformes; Cyprinidae
Gene: il17rb
Product: interleukin 17 receptor B
Exons: 11
Coding region: 8-1480 (490 amino acids)
Molecular function (GO): interleukin-17 receptor activity
Source: RefSeq, a predicted model, not a curated record